AUGCCAAACCUGACUUAUCCUGUCCUCGAUGGCUGCCUUGUCUCCUUCAAUACAACCACGAACCCCACUCCCUUUGAUAACCUGUGGAAGCUCGACUUGGAACACAUUCACGCACUCGGGACGAAAUUCCUAGCCUCGCUUGGCGUCCUGCACAAGCUUGUAGACCUCAAACUAUACAGUAUCGCUUUGGAGUGGGACGCCGCAUGUGGUGGAAUUUCAGUAACCCUCCCGCAGUUGGAGACGAUGGAAGUUGACUCGUGUGAGGACGCAGGCGUGAUCGAGUUGUUGAAUCAUCUGUGUGCACCAUCGAUGUCCAACUUUCAUUUCCGCCGCGGCGUUGAAGACGACCGUACAGACGACCUCGCUCCUUUCCAUUCAUUCUUGGGCCUCUCCCCCGUGUCGCGCGAUGUUGCAUAUGACAUAGUCGCUUUGUCAUUCCACGACAGAAACCGAACUAACUACGCACACAGGCUCGUGCCAGUCGCGCCUUCUGGCCCCGGCGCGCCCAAAAAUAAAACUCUCAUCUACGAAGAUCGUUGCUUGGACGUCGACCUCCUUCGCCCAAGGCUAGAGUUCGUGCAAACCUUGGUUGUGAGAUACGAAGUAGAACGAAUUUGCGGAUUUCACCAGUGUGCUGCACCGGAGAAGUGGCUUGCUUUGGUUGAAGACACGGUAACACUUACCACAAUAUCUAUCGACCAUGCCGACUCUCUCAUCGCACUCGUUCGUUACUACACUAUCGACAUCACCACAUUUCGCUCGCUGCAGUUCCUCAUGCUCUCCUCGAUCGAUUUCGCUCGGAAUGGGGUGGCCUUUGCCUAUCUGCUGCUGUUUGUAGAAGAAAGAGCGGCUUAUGGCCAGUCACUAUGCGGUAUUAGUUUCGAAGAUACGAAAUUCGCAACACAAUCAGUGGAAUUCCCUCAGUGCGACAAUGCGUAA
Molecule: messenger RNA, 939 nt
Organism: Pleurotus ostreatus (oyster mushroom)
Lineage: Eukaryota; Fungi; Basidiomycota; Agaricomycetes; Agaricales; Pleurotaceae
Exons: 1
Coding region: 1-939 (312 amino acids)
Source: RefSeq, a predicted model, not a curated record